AUGGCUUCUCCGAAAAUAUCAACUUCGCGUCGCGUCUUGGGGGAUAUUAAUUCCAACAUCAAUACCUCUGUCCAUGAACCUCAUCAUGCAUCUCUCAUUUCCAACACACGAAAAAUAUCAGCUGGUGAUAAAUCUUCUAAGCCCAUACUUGAUGAUCAACAAAAGGUGGGAGGUUCGGCAAUAGAAAUCCAACAGGAGAAUCGUCGCGAAAUCAAUUCAGAUUUUCAGGUUGAAGGUCUCAAAGUGGGAAAAGUGCAUCAAGGGAUAUCAUCUCAUGAUUUGGAAAAUACGAGAAUUGCUACAGUUGAUUCGUUGAAUUCUGGAACAUCACUUGGCUUACUAGAUGCUAAAUCGAUGCAAUGGGCUGGUGAAAAGAGAAGCUUCGCUGCUACUGAAGAUUACCCAGAAGAGUUUAGUGCUCGAGAAGGAGAAGGACAUAAGAAGAAGAGGAUAGAGCUACAGCCUCAUGAGGAAUUUCACAAAUCUACCACUACGCAGCAGAAACACAACUGUUCACAAUGCAGUCAUGUAAUCCUUGAGCAUGGAAUAUGGACAGAGAGUUCUGGUCCACAAGUUUACGGUUGCGACCAUGACAGUGUUAGAGAACGAUGCAACUUUCAUGGAGGAAUUCAACGCUUAUCUCAAGUAGAAACCUCCUUCGCUUCUCCUACAUCUUCCUUCUCCACAGUAGAGGUAGAAGAUAUUGAUGUCACCGUUGUUUAUUCCCAAGCAUCUAAAAUUACCACAACCGAGGAAAAUCCCUCCAGAUCCAUCACCGCCUCUACCACAAGAAAUUUCCAUACCUCAAAAUCGAAAUCCCUAUCUCGAGAAGAAAUUCGACAAAAAUCCCAAGCACUACGACUCCGUCUUUCCCUUGCCAAUUACAAAGUAAAAACAAAUCAAAUUGAUCUUCCACUUUCACGUCUACAAAUUCAUUCUACAUCACCAGACCUCCCUUCUCUAGCUCAUCUUCGCGCAAAUCCUUAUGGUGCCAGUGCGGGUAAUAGAACACCGCUUCCUGGUGCUCCGACAUUGAUUCCAAUUAUUAAUUUACAACGUCCCAGUUCCUCGAGUAGAGAUGGAAAUAUUUACGUUCGAAGAGAUGGAGAGAGGAAAAAUAUUAGAGAAGAGAAUUUGAAUGAGGACAUUCCUUCCAGUCCUCCUUUAUCGGGAGAUAUUAGAAGAGAUUCGGCUGUUUCUUGCAUUUCUUUUACUUCUAAGAGUUCUACCUUGAAUUCGGGCUCCGGACAUGCACAUCCAUAUGCAUUGACAUCCUAUCCCAGAGAGUAA
Sclerotinia sclerotiorum 1980 UF-70 is the source of this 1290-nucleotide messenger RNA. RefSeq lists its product with no specific name. NCBI's taxonomy places the organism in Eukaryota, Fungi, Ascomycota, Leotiomycetes, Helotiales, Sclerotiniaceae. Bases 1 to 1290 code for a protein of 429 amino acids. The record is from RefSeq and is a predicted model, not a curated record. The transcript has 3 exons.